CCACUACGCUAUGAUUUCUGAUUCCUCUACCUCACUUUCCGCUGAUCCAAGUGGGGGUACUUUGCUUCCGCUCGAUCCAAGGGAACCCCCUUGUCCUCCUCCAACCAAUAUAAUUGCUCGCCCUCCUUUUUUGCGGGAUAAUUCCUUUUACUUCGAGACGGUGGUCUUUUUGGCCGAGAAUACGCUCUUUAGGGUGCCCCGAUAUGGGCUUGAAGCCGAUGAAGGUGUCUUCGCUGGCAUGUUUUCGAUGCCGCAAGGAGAGAAGGCCAAGGAAGGAUCAAGCGAUGACAAUCCCAUAAUCCUUCCCGCUCAGGUCACCGCAUUCGAUUUCAAGAGUUUCCUCAAGGCCAGUUACCCUCAGCUACCAGGCGGGUCCACUGAUUUAACUGUAGACGAGUGGAUGUCCGUGUUGAAACUCUCCGAUAUGUGGGAGUUUCCAAAGAUGCGCACAAAGGCGAUCGAUGCAAGUGAGAGCGAAGUUCAAAAAUUAGGCGCCGUGGAGAUGAUUCUCCUGGCCAAGAAAUACAGUGUCUCCGAUUGGUUGACCAAGGGCUGCGAUAUACUGGUACGACGCCCAGAACAUAUCACGGCGGACGAGAGAAAACGCCUGGGCUUGGAUACAUUCGUGCGGUUGGCAGAGGUCCGAGAGAAAAGCUGGAACCAUGCGGUGUUCGGACAAUACCCUUAUAGUGUCUAUGCGCAACAACAACGGAACCAGUUCGGUUUCGCAGGUGCGAUACAGGCGGCGUUCGAAGACGAAUUGAUGGAUGACGACGAAUAUCGUGCUGCCCACCGCGUUGAUGCUGCGAAGGGAAAGAAACCGAAAGGGAAACGCAAAUAGAUGAGAGAGGAAGACGAGUCAUGAUCCGUCACGGUUGGGGGGAGUUCUGUAUGUCAGAAGUGGUCUCCAUGGCUGUAUGUGGGGCCCGAGGUGGUUUAAGCAUCGAAUCGGCGAGAGCCUCGGCCCCAGUUUGCGCUCAGUAGCGUGGGAAUCUCAGCUACUACAUACCGUUCUCUAGCUUUCUCUGCAACCUCCUGAGUCCUUACUGAAUGUUACACUUCUGGAUCACCAGUGCACCACGAUGCACAGUUAUGCUC
Heterobasidion irregulare TC 32-1 is the source of this 1098-nucleotide messenger RNA. RefSeq lists its product as uncharacterized. Lineage: Eukaryota; Fungi; Basidiomycota; Agaricomycetes; Russulales; Bondarzewiaceae. The transcript is spliced from 4 exons. The record is from RefSeq and is a predicted model, not a curated record. The coding region runs from base 11 to 841 and encodes 276 amino acids.